Molecule: messenger RNA, 1405 nt
Organism: Elgaria multicarinata webbii
Lineage: Eukaryota; Metazoa; Chordata; Lepidosauria; Squamata; Anguidae
Gene: PDAP1
Product: PDGFA associated protein 1
Exons: 6
Coding region: 113-664 (183 amino acids)
Cellular component (GO): cytosol
Molecular function (GO): RNA binding
Source: RefSeq, a predicted model, not a curated record
CUUCCGGGCCGCGUCUAAGCUUGGGGCGAAGUGAGGUGGGCUGAGUAGAAGCGCGAGGGGGGUCGGGAAGAGUCGCUCGCAGCCGGAGCCGCCAUCGUUCUCCGUCCUCGCGAUGCCCAAAGGAGGUAGAAAAGGAGGCCACAAAGGCCGGGCGCGGCAGUACACAAGCCCCGAGGAGAUCGAUGCCCAGCUCCAAGCAGAGAAAGACAAGGCCCGGGAAGAGGAGGAGCAGGAGGAAGGAGGAGAUGGAGCAACAGGUGAACCCAAAAAGAAGGAGAAAUCACUAGAUUCAGACGAGAGUGAGGAGGAGGAGGAGGAUGAAGACUACCAGCCAAAGCACAAAGGAGUGGAAGGCAUGAUAGACAUCGAGAACCCCAACCGUGCUGUACAGACAGCCAAAAAAGUCACUCAGAUCGAUAUGGAGAGCCCCAGGGAAUUGUCGCGGAGAGAACGAGAAGAAAUUGAAAAACAGAAAGCGAAAGAGAGAUACAUGAAGAUGCACCUAGCGGGUAAAACGGAACAGGCGAAGGCAGACCUUGCCCGGCUCGCCAUCAUCCGGAAGCAGAGGGAAGAGGCGGCCAAAAAAAAAGAGGAAGAAAGGAAAGCUAAAGACGAAGCAACUUCGACAGGCAAAAGACUGCAGUCGCUGUCCCUUAACAAGUAAGCGCAGGGCAUCCGAGAGGAGGAACUUCCCAGGAACUGUGCCCGACGGGCGCCUGCUAGGCCCUCUGCCGCAUCACAUCCCAGAGAGGCCGCGUGGAGAGCGCGGCGACAGCGGCAGCAGCGUCACCUUCACCUUUAAGAGACACUGACAGCAACAUGUUUGUCUUCAUCUGGGCACAGAAUUCCACAGGGGGGAGGGAGGGAAAGGGAGGGGGCUAGAGGAGCUAUUAAUCCUGGUGCCGAAUCGUUUUCCGCAUAGCCGUUGGGGGGGGGGGAGGGAAAUACCGCAGACUGAACGGUUUUGCUGUGUUUAGAUUUAAGAUCACAUAUCUGGGGGAGGGGGGCCACACAGUUGGUAUUCUCAACAAACAGAUUCAAAUCCAAUGUGCUAGGGGUGUGCGUGUGUGUAUGUGUGUAACAGGCACUUGACUGCAAAACAGCCCAUGGGACGGAGCUGCAGAGCAGCAAAAUAAUAAUAAUAAUAAUCAGAGCAGAACCAUGUGGCAAUUUUGGUCUUCAUUCCUGCCCCCCCCCUUUACAUCCUCCCUUCUUUUUUCCUUUCUUUUUUUAAAAGCCAUCCUUGAUUUCUUUCCUUCUCCUCUGAAAAGGGAUAGUGACUUUUUAACUGCAAACCAAACCAAACCAGAGAACUCUUGCUUGACUGUGCAACAUGUUGGAACAGAUGCUAAUUGGGAAAAUAAAACUUGUAUAUUUGGCUGAAUAAAGUUUAAAUUAUCGUAAA